AACCAGACUGAUAAUAAUAACGAUGUUCAUAAUAUGGACAAUUCAAAUGACAAUGAUAAUUCGGUUUAUUUCGAUCCAGAUAAAGAUCAUUCAUCGGCGUACGAAACAAUCAGCGCACAAAAUGGAAAUGAAGAAGAAAGACCUGUGAUUCAGUCAUCAACGAUAUUAGAUGACAAUGAUAAUGAGCCAUUGAUUGAAAGUGAAUUUCGACAACAUAAAACACAUUAUUAUCGUGAAAAAAUGAAUAUUGAACAAAUGACAUCGAAUAUAAUGACUACAAACGUUGAAAAUUAUAUAUUUGCUUUACAGUGGAUAUUGAAAUAUUAUUAUAAUGGCUGUCAAUCGUGGUCAUGGUUUUAUCCACAACAUUAUGCACCCUAUUUAUCCGAUUUAAAAAAUUUCAAGGAUUUAAACAUUCAAUUUGACAAUGGAAAACCAUUUAGACCAUUUGAGCAGUUAUUAGCUGUGUUACCACCCACAAGUUGUGAUUUAUUACCAAAACCGUUACAAUCGUUAAUGACUGAUAUUGAAAGUCCAUUGUUACAAUUUUAUCCAGAAGAUUUUUGUCUUGAUCAAAAUGAGAAAAAACAAGACUGGGAAUCCAUCGUUCUAUUACCAUUUAUUGACGAAAAGCUGUUGUUAAGUACAAUAUCAAAAUAUUAUACAAAAUUGAAUGAUGAAGAAAAAUUGCGAAAUAAUCAUUCUUCAUCGUAUUGUUAUAUAUCGACUCGUGAUUUGAAACCCAUUACAAAUAUUUUAAUAAAAAAUCCCUAUUUUCCAUCAAUAACAGAAACAAAAGCAGUUUGUAAAGAAUAUCCAUACAAUUACUAUCAUUCUGAUGGUUCCCCAUUUAAAACUGAACGAUUUACGGAUCAACCAGUAUUAUAUCCAAAAUUUCCAUGUUUAAAUAUAUUGAACUAUGACCAUUCGUUUAAAAAUGCCAUUGUCAACAUAUUUGAUAUAAAAUCAAAAUCGGCCACAUUAAUAUUAAAAUUGAAACACCAGCCAGAUCAAGAUUUAAUAACAUAUAAUAAUAAUUUUAAACCUGUGAACGAAGUUAAUGAAUUAUCAGUCGUACCAUUUACAAUUAAUAAUCAAAAAAAAUUAAUUGAACGUUAUAUGGGUAAAUGUCUAUUUAUGAAUUGGCCACAUUUUGAAUAUGGAAUUGUCUGUGCUAUUAGCGACUAUAAACAAUUAUAUGUUUGGCAAAAUAUUCCCAGUGAAUCUGUUUUUUCAUUACAAUCAUCUUACAUAGAAGAUGCAAAACAUUAUACACAAACACCAGUGUAUGUAACACAUAUACCAUUUGAAUAUGAUGAAGAAAAAUAUAAUGAUACAAAAAUAAUCUAUUCAACUCGAAUAUUAUCAGAAGAAGAUGGAAAAAAUGAAUAUUCAAAAGCCAUGAAUAUUAGUCGACGUUAUGAAGUACGUCAAGGUAUUCAUAUUGGACAUAUUCCAUUGCUAUUAUAUAUAAGUCCAUUAAUUGGUUAUAGAACACAAUAUCGAUCAUCAACAAGUGAUAAAUGUUCAACAUAUAAAUGUUUUUCAAAUCAAGCCUAUCCUUAUCCGUUACAGACAUGUUUAUUUCAGUUGCCAAAUUACAGAUCAGACAAAGAUUUAUUUCAAUUUCCACAAACAAUCAAUGAUCAUUUUAAAAUCAAUGAUCCGGUAUUUAGUUUAGUUCCAACGAAUUAUUCGUGUGAUGGUCAAGUUCAAAAUGUGAUUGUUCAUAAUGGUAAACAUAUUAUUGAAUGUAAAAUGAAUACUAAUGCUAUGAAGCAACCAGAUAUAUAUGCCGCUCAGCUAAAAUUACAAAAAUGUGAGAUAAUUUAUUAUACAGCACAAGAAGUUGCCAAAUAUUUAAAAACACAUGCAGUAAGUGGUACAAUUGUAAUUACCAGUGGCAACCGUAAUGUUGUGGGGGGGAGACUUAAUAUAGGUUUAUCAUGGAAAAUGAAUUAUCCAGUUAGACAAUUACAAGGUUAUACUAAAAAACUGCAAGGUAUAUGGUGUUAUUCGGAUGAAGCUUCUAAGGUUAUUGCCGAUUACAUGAAAAAAUUUCCUGAAGUUGUUGCAUAUUUAGUGAAACAUCCAAGCCUAGAAUCUUAUUCAGAACGCUCAAUAUGGCCAUCCCAAAAUGGAAAAACACGGGCAAUGGAAAUUAGGACAUGGAUAAAAUCUUUACCAACAUAUUCAAUGCAAUUAACUGAUGCGUCAUGGAUGGUAUUAGACACACCGGUUAUUGAAGAAAUAAAUUCUAUGGUUACAUCUUUUUAUGCUAAACAAACAAAUAAUCGUAGACAUUCAUCGUCAGGUGUCUCCCGUAUUGAAACUAGUCGACUGUUUAAACCAUGUGAAUAUCUUGGUUUAUGUGAUCCUGAUCCACAAACAAGCUUUUUUCUACAUGAUCGUGUUGUCGUCGUAAGAUUAGGCGCUGGAGUACCGAUUGGAUCUCGUGGUACUGUUAUUGGUAUUAUGCCUGGGCGUACGCAUUUGGAUACUUAUUAUGAAAUACUAUUUGAUCAUUUACCAAACGGUAGUUUGUAUUCAAUUUUAUUUAAUGAUGAUCAACAACAAUGUCGAGUUAAAGUACGUUCGUAUCAUUUAUUAAAUUUUACACAUAGUCUGAGGUUCAAUGCAGUAUAUAAACAACGUUCAAUAUCAAUGGUCGAAAAUGUACGCGACCAUCGUUUAGUAGAAUCACUAAUUCACCCAUCAUUACAACCACAAUACCAUAAUAUGUCAGUUACAAAUGAAAACAGUCAUCCACGAAAAAAUCGAGCAUUAAAUCGUGGCAUCAGUGAUAAUAAUGGAAAUAUUACUACUGGUCAUUCAAAUGUCGUUCGCAAUAAAUCGAAUAUUGCUACAAUUGAUUAUCACCAGUUAGCAGCUCAAAAAGCACAACAGGAUCUAGUACAAAUAAAAAUUAACAAUAUGAAACAAGGGCCUAGAAGUCGAACACCGCCCCCAACGAGAAGUAAAUCGAUGUUAGCAGGCGAAGAUAGCGAACAACAAUCAAAAAGCAAUAAAAAAAAAAAUUCUUCAGUAUUUGAACGUACACUUCCAACAACAAACCGUCAGCAAGAUCAACGGCAGUUAGAAAAUCACAAAUAUGAAACAAACGUAACACAUCGAGAUCUAAAUAAAGGAUUUAUAAUUCCACAAUCAACAGAAUCUUCUGUUCCUUCAGUUUCUUCUGUAAAUCGAAUUGAUUAUAGUCAACGAACAUCAGGAGAACAAAUUCAACCAUUAACAUCUGUAGUUUUACCCCCAACAUCAUCGUUUAAUUCUUCUUCGUUUCAACCAAUACUAUCACCAACACCACAGCAAUCAAAUGAUAAGCCCGUAUUUGACCUGUCAAAGAGUAAAAUGAAUCCGGAUGCACCAGAAUUCGUAAUGCCAAGUAAAAAUUAUCUUCAUACAAAAUUCUUAAUAAUAUUGAAUGAUGAAAAACAAUUAAAAUUAAGAACAACAACAUUAUCAUCAAAUAGAAAAGAAAUAACGACAAGUGAAAGAUCGGCAUUUACACCAAUUUAUUCGGUUCCGUUCUCUGCUACUACAUUAAUUACAAUGCAAUCGAAUACAUAUGAUUCAAUGUAUAAGUUACCACAAGAAGUUUCGGCUCAACAACAGCAACAACCAUCUUUCUUCAGUUAUGCCAUAGAACAAAUGUGUAAAUCUCACAAAGAAAGUGAACAGCAAUUAUCUGACCAAACAAAUGAUGCCAAUACUCAGUCACAUCAAUUCUAUCAACAGCAACAAUAUAAUCAAAACACUUAUUUACAAAAUAGUCCGUAUAGCCAUUUAGAUACAUCAUCAAGUUAUCCUUUGUCGGCUAUGCCAGUAAAUAAUAAUCAUUCGUCACAAUACAAUCAAAAUAGUAACAUAAACGAUAUUGUCAAUAUGAUGGAUUAUUCUCAUCAACAACUGAGUAAUGACGGUAAUCAUCAACAUAAUGAAGCCAAUGGUGUCUCGAAUCAAUCGUUAAACAAAGCCUUGAUUGAACAACAACAACAACAACAACAAAAUCAAUAUUUUCCGUCGGUUAACGAUUAUGAUAAUUCAUUUUUAAAUACAACAAUGGCAUCGAUAUCAUCGAAUCCAAAUUCGUUAUUAUACAGAGCUAUUUGUGAAUCAGAACAAUUCCAGCAAGUUGCUGGUCAACAACAAUCUACCAACUAUUCAAACAAUAAUAUUUCAUAUACACAACAAUAUCCGCAAAUGAUGAUGCUUCCUCCAUUUAAGAACAAUGUUGAACCAUCUAUACCUAUGUCUUUGCCAUCGUAUCAAAAACAUCAACCGCCGCCUGCCGCCCCAGUAUCUGUUGCUCCUCCUACAUCAACAACAAAACCUAGUGCAUCCACCUUACAAUUUAUACCAUCACAAGUGUUGAGAAAUAUUCCAAAAUGA
This is a messenger RNA of Didymodactylos carnosus, 4410 nucleotides long. The record is from the annotation of a GenBank genome assembly. NCBI's taxonomy places the organism in Eukaryota, Metazoa, Rotifera, Eurotatoria, Philodinida, Philodinidae.